AUGCAACGAUUGCCGCCGCCGGCGAGAUCCAACAGGAAGAAGACUCCCUGGACCCGACUGCUCCCCGAAGUAGGCGGUGGCAUUCGCUGGAUCACGAAUACGGAUGAGCGCCGCUGUUUUUCCUACUUUCAGUACUACACCAUUCCCACCCUGUCGGGGUUUUUCAAUUCGACCCUGUGGGAAAAGCUCGUCCUGCAAAUGAGCUAUGCCGAGCCCGCCGUGUACCAUGCGGCUGUGGCGCUCAGCGCCAUCCAUCAGGAUGUCGAGAUGCACGGCAUGCCCUUGCCCGGACAGGAGCUUGAGCUCUACAAUACCUGGCAUCGAUUCACCCUGGAACAGGCCGGGCGGUCGUUUGCCAUUCUCAAUGAACGUCACUUUUCACAAGACCCGCGCCUACGUGAGGUCAUGCUGCUGUGCUGUCUCUUGUUCGUGCUGAUGGAGCUUUUACGAGGAAAAUAUGACGACGCCUUCCAGCACCUCGAAGGUGGUCUACGCAUAUUGAAUGAGCUCAAGGCUCAACGGCAACUGGUCACCUGGGUUCCGCAUGAGUCACCAGUGGAAGAAGCUCUCGUCGCUGUAUUCGCACAGUUGGAUAUUCAAGCCGCGAGCUUCAAGGUCGGCGGACCAAUCCUCCGUAUUGAAAACGAGCUUGAAGCUUCUGUCACGGAGGAUUGCCUAUUAUUUUCCAAUGUUCGUGAAGCGCGCCGUGCCAUAGAGCCCUUAUUGAGUCGUGCCUUCGGCUUCCUCUUGGACUGCUGGUCCAAGUCAGACAAAGAAAUCAUAUGCCAUUAUAAAUGGCUUCAACAGGAACAACAAAAGCUAAUAUCCGAGUUGAAUCGCUUCUCAGCGCAAUUCGACAACUUCUAUAACUAUUCUUAUACGCGAGUCAGUCGAAAGGACCAACGAGGAGCAGAUAUGAUCAACAUCCUCCGACAUACCACAUCCCUAGCAAUCCGAACGUCUCUCAUCCGAGACGAAGUCUUACUCAGUCAGUACCAGCCCGAGUACAAAGUCAACCUUGCGCUUAUCGAAGGGGUCAUGUACAAGUUCCGAGAACGUCCCAAUUACACCUUGGACAUGGGUGUCGUACCUCCGUUAUAUAUUAUCUCGAUCGGGUGUCCCGACUACACCCUGCGCUGGCGAGCGAUCGAGUUACUUCGGUCUUGGCCGCAUCGUGAGGGCGUCUUUGAUUCAAACUGGGCGGCUUUCAUCGCAGAAGAACAUAUUAAGGUACAGUUGCAGUUGCAAGGAUUUCAUGGGAUUGAUGGGUUAUCGAGUUAUGUGGGAGAUAGUGGUAGUCCGACGAGCUCUGUGGAGUCUAAGGAGGAUUCAGGAACAGACGAGAAAUUGGAGAAGGGAAGAUGGUCGACUUUGGGACAGGAGGAAUAUACCAUCGAACAGGGUCUGGAAAAAACGAAGUGCAUGGAGGAUUGGCCUUGUGUGCAGUCUCUCAUGGCUGCGAGAAGGAGAUGCAUGUUGUGA
Molecule: messenger RNA, 1482 nt
Organism: Aspergillus oryzae RIB40
Lineage: Eukaryota; Fungi; Ascomycota; Eurotiomycetes; Eurotiales; Aspergillaceae
Exons: 1
Coding region: 1-1482 (493 amino acids)
Source: RefSeq, a predicted model, not a curated record